GGUUCACAGCUCGCGGGGUCGAUUGCCGCCAUCAAGAGAGCGACAGUUUUUAAAGUAUUCCUCACAAAAUGCUGUUCUAUUAGAUACAAUCCAGGAAAUUUAUGUUAUGUUUUUAGACUUUUUAUACUCACUUUACUAUUUAUGUUCACACAAAGUGUACCAGCAGACCUUCCAUCGCAUACCUCGCUCAGCUAAUAAUUUUUUAACUCAGAGAAACAUUAGCUAGCCGGCUAACAGCUAAACUCGAGGGUUUACAGUAAAGAACUUGCUUUAUAUCAGUAUGUUGUAAUGCUUAAUAACAGCUUUAUAUCUCAAUGAUCUAUAUUACAGUUGUUCUUUUAUGAUGUCAAUGACACGCACAAGAUGUUAGACUCUGAAGAAGCCGUUUUGUCGCUGGACAACCUGUUUUAUGACGGGCCAGUAAUUCAUAAAGUGAAACCAUUAUGUCAAGGACAAGGCGCAUGGAUCUUUGAUGCUCCACCCUCAUUAUCGCAAAUACCUGCAACACAAGACAUCCAGGGAGAGGCAGCAAACGUUUCCUCAUUUAGUUACUCGCAGAGAUUAAAGAAAUUUCUGGCUCUGGCUCAAAAACCAUUUCACAAUUCUAAUGAAAGUGUCCAAGGGCAGACUGUGAAAUCACAUGAGCUGGAGGAAUCUGUUUUGUGGACCCAUGAACCAUCUAAAGAAAGAAAUCAGACUGUCAGCAUGACAGGUUUUGUGGAAUCGAGGCCUUUACCUACUGCCAGUGCUCCUCCCUUCAAGACUCGGUUGUUCAGAGCUCCCACAAGAAGGAUCUCAGGCAAUGGUGAAGACGGUAUUUCAAAUCAUAUGAUGUCAACGACAAAUGACACUGGUUUCCUUGGUCAGGUUGCUAUGACAACCAGCAGCCCACAGACUACACAUGCUGUUGCUACCUGUAGUCCCUUUAUUGGCUUGGGCCAAACGGAACAAAAAUGUGAUGUACCUGCAAAAAUAAACCAUAAUCUCCAUUUUGGUUUCAAACCUGCAGAAUUGGAAGCUGCUAAAUUCAGAAGUGCGUUCAAAGAAUUCCCUUACUUUAACUAUGUGCAGUCCCAGGCAUUGGAUGAUGUCCUGUACACCGAUAAAAAUUUUGUUGCCUGUGCUCCCACGGGCUCUGGGAAAACUGUGCUUUUCGAGCUGGCCAUUGUUCGACUACUCAUUGAGUCUUCAGAGCCCUGGCACAAUGUCAGAGCUGUGUACAUGGCACCAAUUAAGGCUCUUUGCAGUCAAAGAUAUGAAAACUGGAAACAGAAGUUUGGACCUCUUGGACUAAACUGCAAGGAGUUAACUGGAGACACAGAGAUUGAUGACAUUUUUGAAAUUCAGGAUGCUCAUCUAAUUUUUACAACUCCAGAAAAAUGGGACAGCAUGACAAGGAGGUGGAAGGAUAACUGUUUAUUGCCAUCUGUUCGUCUCUUCCUCAUUGAUGAGGUACAUGUGGUGAAAGACAAAACCCGUGGAGCCACUCUUGAGGUUGUGGUCAGCAGAAUGAAAACCAUGCACUCCUAUCACCUGGCUGUAAAUUCAGAAUCAAAAGCAUCUGUGAGAUUUGUGGCUGUCUCAGCUACCAUCCCAAACAUCCGUGACCUAUCUGAAUGGCUUUCGGAUGAGUCAGGGCCUGCCACUUGUCUGGAGAUGGAUGAUAGUCACAGGCCAGUGAAACUGAGGAAAGUGGUGCUUGGGUUCCCCUGCGGAAGUAAUCAGAAUGAAUUUAAGUUUGAUCUUUCUCUCAACUACAAAAUUUCCAACAUUAUUCAGACCUACUCUGAUCAAAAACCAACCCUUGUGUUUUGCUCCACAAGAAAAGGAGUUCAACAGUCUGCUGCUGUGCUUGCCAAGGAUGCCAGGUUCAUUAUGAGUAUUGACCACAAACAAAGACUGAUGAAAUAUGCAAACUCUCUGCUUGAUGCCAAACUCAGAGAUCUGUUUAUUUGUGGGAUUGGAUAUCAUCAUGCUGGCAUGGAUGUUUCAGACAGGAAAUUGAUUGAAGAAGCAUUUACAGUGGGUGACUUGCCAGUGUUAUUCACAACCAGCACCCUAGCCAUGGGUGUGAAUUUGCCAGCCCACCUUGUGAUAAUCAAAUCCACAUUGCACUAUGUUGGUGGUGCAUGUGAAGAGUACAGUGAAGCUGACCUGCUACAGAUGAUUGGGAGAGCUGGCAGACCACAGUUUGAUACGACAGCGACUGCAGUGAUCAUGACCCGGGCUCAGACAAAGGACAAAUACACACAUUUCUUAAGUGGCGUAGACAGCAUAGAGAGCAGCUUGCAUACAAACUUGGUGGAGCACUUGAAUGCAGAGAUAGUUCUCCACACCAUAUCUGAUGUGAACAUGGCUCUAGACUGGAUCCGCUCCACCUUCCUGUACAUCCGUGCUCUGAAAAACCCCAACCACUACGGUUUUCCACCUGAGCUUGACAAAUGUGGAAUUGAGACUAAAUUACAAGAACUGUGCUUGAAGAACCUCAACUCUUUGGCCUCUUUUAACCUGAUUACCAUGGAUGAAGACAUUAACAUCAAGCCCACAGAGACUGGAAAACUCAUGGCCAGGUACUGUGUUGCCUUUGACACUGUGAGGCAGUUCAGUCUGGUGACUGGAACAGAGACAUUACCCGAGUUGAUUGAAAUGAUAUCAAAGGGUAAGGAAUUUAGUGAUGUGCAAUUGAGAGUAAAUGAGAAGAAAACCUUGAACAUGCUGAACAAGGAUAAGAACAGAACCACCAUCAGGUUUCCUAUGGAAGGAAAGAUCAAAAGUAAUGACAUGAAAGUGAAUUGUCUGAUUCAAGCUCAGCUUGGCUGCAUCCCCAUUCAGGAGUUUGGACUCAUACAGGACACUGGAAAAAUAUUCAGAAAUGGAAAUCGAGUCAGCAGAUAUCUGACCGAGUUUCUCAGUCAUCACUCCAAAUCAAAUUUUUCUGCUCAACUCAACUCUUUAAUUCUUGCCAAAUGUUUUCGAGCUAAACUGUGGGAGAACUCGCCUUACAUCUCCAGACAGCUUGAGAGGAUAGGAUUAACACUCGCUACUGCUAUGGUGAAUGCAGGGCUUACAACAUUCAGCAAAAUUGAGCAGAAGAGUCCCAGAGAACUAGAGCUAAUUCUGAACCGACACCCUCCAUUUGGGAACCAGAUUAAGGAAGCUGUCAGCAAACUUCCAAAAUAUGAAGUUAGUUUGGAACAGAUUCCUCGUUACAGUCUGUCCACAGCUGAGAUUGUGGUCACAGUGAACUUGCAAAAUUUCAAGGAGUUGGCAUCGAAACGGACAGGACCAGACCACCAUUAUGUUACUCUCAUUAUUGGGGACUGUGACAAUAAUGUAGUUUUCCAGCAGAAAAUAAUGGACACAUUGCUCUUGAGGUCUGGGAGCUGGUCAAAGAGAAUCGAGGUGACAAGAGCACCUAAGGGAGAGGAGCUCCGCAUUCAUUUGAUCAGCUCUGAAUAUGUGGGUCUGGACGUACAGCAGGAGUACAGUGCCUAUUACUCAGGCGCAAAGAUGUUUGGAGCGGAGUCCUGCAUCAGUGAGAGACCUACAUGGAGAGUGCAGAGGAUUCUCGACACAGCGAAGAGACAAGGCCCCAUGUCAACAACUCCCUCUUCUUCAAACACAGACAUUCUCUUCAUGGAUCAAGUUGCUCCAAACACAGUUAAGAGACAGUGCAAUCAUCUCUGCAAAAACAAGGAGCUCUGUGGACACGAGUGCUGCAAAGUUGGAGUCACGAAAAGGGCUCAGUCUAGUGUCACCUCAUACCUUAACAACCUAAAAAUGAGGAAUGAGAGACUUUGUGCGACUCCUGUGAAACGUUUGAAGAUGAUGAUGAAUAAGGGGACAGAAGCUGUAAGCAUGCAGCAGUUCUCAUACAAACCCAAAGACACACUGCCUGCUGCCAAGAACUUUCAGGGAAGUCAGUGUUACACUCAAAGUACAUAUGAAAUCAAAGAGUUAGAUUGUGUCACUCCACGAGAGAAUUCGUCGUUUGAGUCAUACCAUGAUGGUUUCAAUGACGAGCUGGGAGACUUUUAUUCUGAAAUUGGAGACCCAGCAUUAGAACAUCCUCAACCUUCUGCUUUACCUCAAAGGGUUUCGAUACACAGUCAGCAUGAGCCACGCAACAAUAGACCGAUGCACAGAGUCAGUCCUAAAGAAGCCAGUGUUUAUUCUACCCAUGCAAACCCAGACCACAGUACUGACAUUGAUGGCCGCUGGUCUGGUUCCCUGGAUGUGACCUUUGACCUGGGAUUGAACGAUUGGGAUGAUUUUGAUGAUGGUAACCUUGUUGAUGCUAGUGAGGUGUGCUGUGAAUCCCAAAUAUGUAACCUGAUGACAGACCAUGAUCAACCUACAAAUUCUGCCUCACAAUGUCCAGGCCAAACCCUGCAAGUCUUGCAACAAAGGAUUCAACCAAUGGCUGUUACACCUCAGACUGCAGUGUGCUUAAAAGGAGUUAGUAUGAACUCCCUCUCAAACCAGAGUCAAGCCAAAACACCUUCAGUCCAAAGAAGAUUUGAUUUCUUUUCAAGGACAGAUGCAGCUCUGAAGGAGAACACUCCUAUUAGCAGGGAUCACACAGAGGAAAUCAGCAAUGAGACCAGUGUUUUUCUCGGUAUGUUUGAUGGCCUUUUUUAAAGUUGUUGUAAAGGACUCCUGACAUAUUUAGCACUACGUUGUAAAGAAUCCAAGUUCCUCUGCCAUUUGUUGAUUUUCUGUUGUAAAGAUGUUCUUGGUUUAACGGCACUCACUGCAUGGAUAAUUUGCAGCAAACAAGUCAAAUGUGAAAUAGAAUGACAAAAAGUUAUUUUCUUUUGCAUUGCAGCGAUAUAUAUUGGAAAAAAGCUUUCUAUCGAUUUUAAAAAGAUAACUAUAUUUUGAUGUUCAAUAUUUUAAGUCUUAAAUGUAUUAAAUUCUUCAUUUUACUAAAAAUAUUAUAAGAUUGCUCUCACACAUGAAAUCACAUGAAAUAUAAAUGGAUUGUCAAAGGAAUGAAUGAGAAAAAUGUUUGUGUCUGUUUUUUAUUCUAUUAAUGCACUGUUGACUUUUAGCAGUUGGGUUAGUUGAUCGUUUUUAAUUAGCUAUAUAUAAAACAAUAAAAGUCUACUUUAAGAUUA
Molecule: messenger RNA, 5120 nt
Organism: Ctenopharyngodon idella (grass carp)
Lineage: Eukaryota; Metazoa; Chordata; Actinopteri; Cypriniformes; Xenocyprididae
Product: probable ATP-dependent DNA helicase HFM1
Exons: 38
Coding region: 364-4641 (1425 amino acids)
Molecular function (GO): nucleic acid binding; ATP binding
Source: RefSeq, a predicted model, not a curated record